AUGCCAAGAAAAGAAUCGAAAAUGUCGACCGAACCACCAAAGAAGACAAUGAAGGCCGUGGUCUUUGAUGGACCCAAGAAGGUUUCUGUUCAGGAGAGGCCGAUUCCUGAGUUGCAAGAUCCCAGGGAUAUCAUUGUCAAGGUGCAGAUGACUGCUUUGUGCGGCUCUGAACUCCACACCUACCGCGGCCGCGAAGCCUCCACCCCCGGCUUCAUCAUGGGCCACGAAUUCACCGGCACCGCCCACGCCGUCGGCUCCGCCGUCAAGACCAUCAAAGUAGGUGACAAGAUCGUCGCCCCCUUCACUGUCUCCUGCGGCACCUGCUUCUACUGCGCCCACGGCUUCUCAUCCCGCUGCGCCUCCUCUUUGCUCUUUGGAUCCCCCAAGCUGGACGGCGGUCAAGCCGAGUACGUCCGCAUCCCCCCUCGCCGACGGGACCGCGGUGGUGGCUCCGCCUGA
Sordaria macrospora k-hell is the source of this 459-nucleotide messenger RNA. RefSeq lists its product as uncharacterized. Gene Ontology annotation, molecular function: zinc ion binding; oxidoreductase activity. The record is from RefSeq and is a predicted model, not a curated record. Lineage: Eukaryota; Fungi; Ascomycota; Sordariomycetes; Sordariales; Sordariaceae.